This is a messenger RNA of Porites lobata, 1722 nucleotides long. Lineage: Eukaryota; Metazoa; Cnidaria; Anthozoa; Scleractinia; Poritidae. The record is from the annotation of a GenBank genome assembly.
AUGGCGGCAACGACAGAGGCGAGAAGCGUCAGAGAAGAACUAGUAUUUAACCAGGAUUUUAAGGAAAAAUUACUUUUCAAGUUACACGAACUUAGAAAAGACAACGUUCUUUGUGAUGUAACACUUCGAAUCGAAGGGCAGGACUUCGCUGCACAUCGGUGUGUUCUCUCAGCUGCAAGCCCAUACUUCCGAUCUCUCUUUACCAGUGGGUUUAGAGAAAAUCAAGACAGCGUGGUGGAGUUGCAAGAGAUAAAAACUACCACAAUGGACCAAGCUCUUCGUUUUAUUUACACUGGUGAAGCUUUGGUAAAUGCCAGUAACGCUCAAGAUCUGCUUAGGACAGCAGACUAUCUGAUCAUUCGGAGCUUGAAGGCUAAAGUGUCAGAUUACUUAAAGGAUACUAUUCAUGCCUCAAAUUGCCUAGAACUGGAAUCGCUUGCUAUUCAGUACGGUUGCAAAUCACUUAAAGAGGCUGCAGCUGCUUAUAAGCUUCAGAAUUUCGUGUCUGUCGUGGAAGCGGAUGAUUUUGAAGCUCUCAAUUUUGAACGAAUAAAGGAACUUGUGUUGCAUGACGAUAUAAUCGUUUCGAAGGAAGAAGAAGUUUACGAAGCUGUUGUCACGUGGGUGAAGCAUGAUGUUUCAUCAAGGGAGAAACUCUUUCCUGAGUUACUAAAAUGCUUGAGAUUUUUCUCGAUGUCAAAGAGUGGAAUUGCGGAAAUUGCAAAAGAAGAACUGGUCAUUAAAAGUCGGACUUGUGCAAGUAUCAUAUUUGAAGCAAUUAAUUUUUUUUUCUUUCCAGAUAGUUUCCUAAGCACGAGACUUCAACCACGAACAUGUUUAAGAAUGAAUGAAUUGGCUGUAAUUAUUACCGGGGGGCAUGAUGCUAACGUGUCCAAUAAUGCCUAUUGUUUUCUGCUGUCCAAGAAUCAAUGGGCAUCCCUACCCUCUAUGCCAUUCUCUCGUACACGUCAUGGGGCUGCAGUGUGUUGUGGUCAGUUGUAUGUAGUUGGUGGCCAGUCAUCUCACCCAAUGUGCAUCUAUAAUCCCAACCAAAACAAGUGGUUUCCAACUGAAACAACAGCACCAAUUCGUCAACAUUGUUCAGUUACCUCUCUUCAUGGAAACCUUUAUGUGAUAGGUGGUGACAGGCAUUUGAACAGAGUCUACAAAUAUGAUCCCGGACUUGAUGAAUGGAAGGAAGUUGCCUCAAUGAAAACUUCACGCGCGUCUCACUGUGCUGUUGUUGUGGAAAACCUUAUCUAUGUCCUUGGUGGUUGUGAUAACAAUGUUUGUCAUAAAAGCAUUGAAUGUUUUAAUGCAUCAACUAAUCACUGGACUGACAGACCAAGUAUGAAUGUUGCACGACAAUUUGCUGGUGCAGCUGUUUCUUGUGCAAAAAUUUUCAUUGCUGGAGGAUACAGUGACACACAAUUCAUAACUGUAGAGAGAAGCUGUGAAAUGUUUGACCCUGUACAAGACCAAUGGAGCCUGGUGUCUAGUCCAGUUGUGCCUCGAGCAGCAUGUGCUAUGGUCACUUUUGAUAAUCACCUGUAUCUGUUUGGGGGAGAAGAUCGUACUUAUUGCAAAUAUGACAUUGUUGAGUGUUACGAUGUCCAAAAUGACAAAUGGGAGCUAUGUGGUACCAUGCCUAGAAAGCUUGCCUGUGUUCAAGCGUCACUGCUGUUGUUGCCAAAAAAGUUUUUAGACACAUUUGUGAAGUGA